Messenger RNA from Malurus melanocephalus (red-backed fairy wren), 4120 nucleotides. It is a transcript of the gene R3HDM2, whose product is annotated as R3H domain containing 2. The coding region runs from base 781 to 3786 and encodes 1001 amino acids. The record is from RefSeq and is a predicted model, not a curated record. Gene Ontology annotation, molecular function: nucleic acid binding. Lineage: Eukaryota; Metazoa; Chordata; Aves; Passeriformes; Maluridae. The transcript has 22 exons.
UGUUCCUAAUAUCCACCCUAAACCUCUCAGGCACAGCUCCAGCCAUUCCUGGUCACAGAAAGCAGAGAUUGGAGCUGCCCCUCACAAGAAACUGAGGAUUCUCCCUUCAUUCUCCUCCACCAAGUGCCCUCAGCUGCUCUUUGYGUGACUCCUCCAGAAUUUUCCCCAUUCCUGUGUCCCUCCUUUGGACACUCCAAUAUUUUUAGGAUUUUGGUACCCAAACAGCCCCCAGGAUUGGAGGUGAGCCCAGAGCAGAAUGGGACAAUCCCCUCCCUCAAUAUCCAGUGAUGCUACACCUGAUCCCCCCAGAAUGUAGUGACCCUCCUGACUCCAGGACAYGCUGCUGAYUCACAUCCAUCUCCCCAUCCACCARAACCCCCAAAUCCCUUCCCGUGUGCCUCCGGGGCUGGCAGGGGGACGGCCGCUGCGUCUUUAACGCCGUCUCAGGGCUGCGCGGAGGCAGCUCCAUUGAAGAUUUGCGGGAGAGCAGGAAGGGGGGUGUGGAUGUGGCUAUUGGCAGAGCUGUKCUGACAUCCCUGGGAACAGCUGGGAUCUGCUGAGCUGCUUCUCAGAGCCCCGAGCUCGCCGGAGCAGCCGCAAAAAUCGCGWUUUUUUAUUCGGGAGAGCUGGCGGGGGCUUCCCAGGAGCAAUAUUAUCCUGGCAAGAAUUCCUCUUGAACCGGUCACAACCAUGGAGUCUCCGUUGAAAUCGGGAAACAGCUGACGUGCUCAGAGUGCAGAACCACCACGGUGCCCCUCGCUGCGUCGGAGGGCUCUGAAGAUGUCCAACAGCAACACGGCACAAGAGUCCCUGGAAAUUAUGAAGGAAUCUGAAAAAAAGGUGGUGGAGGAAUCUGUGAACAAAACCAAAUAUGUAUCCAGGUCACCCAGCAAAGAGGAGGUGGAGAAGGAUGGAGGGGAGGAGGUCAGCGUGCGCCAGGAGUCUCAGAAGCGAACAUCGAGUCACGGACACGCCAGGAAAAGAGCCAAGUCCAACUCAAAGCUUAAACUGGUCAGGAGUUUGGCUGUGUGUGAGGAAUCCUCGGGCCCCUUUGUGGAUGGGCUGCUGGAGUCUCAGGACAUCAUCCAGCUUCACGUGAGCUGCCCCUCAGACAAGGAAGAGGARAAAUCCACGAAAGAUGGGGUGGAGAAAGAAGAAAAAGACAAGAAUAAAGAAAAAACGCCAAGGAAGAUGCUCUCUCGAGAUUCCAGCCAGGAAUACACAGACUCCACUGGAAUAGAUUUGCAUGAAUUUUUAGUAAAUACACUGAAAAAAAACCCACGGGAUAGAAUGAUGCUGCUCAAGUUGGAACAGGAGAUUCUGGAGUUCAUUAGUGAUAACAACAAUCAGUUCAAGAAGUUUCCCCAGAUGACCUCGUACCACCGGAUGCUGCUCCACCGGGUCGCUGCCUAUUUUGGGAUGGAUCACAACGUGGAUCAGACUGGGAAGGCCGUGAUCAUCAACAAGACCAGUAACACACGAAUCCCCGAGCAGAGGUUCUCUGAGCACAUCAARGAUGAGAAGAAUGCAGAAUUUCCUCAGAGGUUUAUCCUGAAAAGGGAUGACACCAGCAUGGAUCGGGAUGAUAACCAGAUCAGACUCCCCUUGCAGGAUGGGAGAAGGAGCAAAUCCAUCGAAGAACGAGAGGAGGAAUAUCAACGCGUCAGGGAGAGAAUAUUUGCACGAGAGUCUGGCCAGAAUGGAUACCUCACGGACAGCAGAGGCAACCGGGACGGGCUAAGCCGGGCCUCGGGCAGCCGCCAGAGCAGCACCGAGAGUGAAAUCAAAUCCUUGGAACCACGGCCCUGGAGCAGCACGGAUUCCGACGGCUCCAUCCGCAACCUGCGGCCUCCUGUCACCAAAGCCAGCAGCUUCAGUGGCAUCUCCAUCCUCACCCGGGGGGACAGCAUCGGCAGCAGCAAGGGCAGCACUGCCAGCAGGACGUCACGGGCAGGUUUGGUGCUAGGUGCCCCUGAGACCUGCAGCCAGUCCCCGUCCUCGCAGCCCAACCGUGGCCUCCUGCCCUGCACGGCCCCGCAGCCGCCCCCACAGCCGCCCCCACAAGCCCCUGGUCUCCCCCCAAACCAACAGCAGCCAACCAUGAGCAGCCCCAUGAUGUCCCAGCCGGUCCCGGCGCUGCAGCCCGUUCCGUACUCUCCAAGCUCCUGCCCCCAAGUCCUCUUGCCAGUCUCUCCACCCCAGCAGUACAACCUGGCCGACGAGCUCAGCAGCCCCUUUGGGCAGAUCAGCCUCAGCCGACAGGGCUCRACGGAAGCCCCAGAUCCUUCUUCGGCGAUGUUCCAGUCGUCCCUCAUCUCCCAGCACCCUCAGCAGACAGGAUUCAUCAUGGCAACCCCUGGGCAGCCCAUUCCCACCUCCAGCUACUCGGCCUCGGGGCACACGGCCCCCACUCAGCAGGUGCUGCAGCCCCAGGGCUACAUUCAGCCUCCCCAGCAAAUUCAGGUUUCUUACUACCCCCCCGGGCAGUACCCGAACUCCAGCCAGCAAUACCGACCCCUCAGUCACCCAGUGGCCUACAGCUCCCAGCGCCCACAGCAGCUCCCCCAGCAGUCCCAGCAGCCAGGUAAGGGGGUGCAAAGGGGAAAACGGGGCAGCUUUGCCUUUCCUGAUUCUUUUGUUGGCACUGUCUGGGGCCAGGUUGCUCUUCCUCAGCUCUCACUCUUUGCUGGGAAUUUGGGAAGCCUCUGUCUGCACAGGCUCUGCUGGGAGCUGCUGGUGCAGAAACUGGACUGGGAUGAUGGRGGUUUGAGCAUGAGAGGGUUCUGGUGGAGUUUUUCCAGCCUGAGAAAGGCAGGAGUGGCUGAGGAGAGAGUUUGGAGGAGGAUUAUAGGGAAGGGUGUUCAGUGGCAGGGACAGGCAGGUGCCUCAGUCCUGCCACAGCAGAGCCUGGGCCAAACAUGCCUGUGUCUGUCCCCAGGGGUGUCCCCAUCAGGUCCCGGUGUGGUGGUGAUGCAGCUGAAUGUCCCCAACGGCCCCCAGGCCCCCCAAAACCCCCCCAUGGUGCAGUGGAGCCACUGUAAGUACUACAGCCUGGAGCAGCGGGGGCAGAAGCCAGGAGACCUCUACAACCCCGACACCAGUGCUCAGGCCAGCACCCAGCUGAACAGCCCCAUCACGUCCCCCACGCAGUCCCCGACACCGUCACCCGUCACCAACCUCAACAGCGUGUGCACGGGGCUGAGCCCCCUCCCCGUCCUCACGCAGUUCCCCCGGCCCAUGGGCCCGGCACAGGGCGAUGGGCGCUACUCACUCCUGGGCCAGCCCCUGCAGUACAACCUGUCCCUGUGUCCCCCACCACUGCUCCACAACCAGCCCGGCUACACAGGACACCAGGGGCAGACUGGAAUGAAACACGGAAACCGGAGCAAGAGACAGGCCCUUAAAUCAGCAUCCACCGACUUGGGGACAAGUGACGUAGUGCUGGGCCGAGUGCUGGAGGUGACGGACCUGCCCGAGGGCAUCACACGGACAGAGGCCGACAAACUCUUCACCCAACUCGCCAUGGCCGGUGCCAAAAUCCAGUGGCUCAAAGAGACUCAGGGGCGCCGCGGGGACGGAGGCGGCGGCGGGGACAACAGCGGGACUCCGGAGAACGGCAGGCACAGUGACCUCGCUGCCUUAUACACCAUCGUGGCCGUGUUCCCCAGCCCGCUGGCCGCCCAAAACGCCUCCCUCCGCCUCAACAACUCCCUCAGCCGCUUCAAGCUGCGUGUGGCCAAAAAGAACUACGACCUGCGGGUGCUGGAGCGGGCGAGCUCCCAGUAGAGCUCCCGCGGGCACCGGGCACUCCCCUGGGCCUCUUCUCCUCCUGCCCUCCCUUCCUCUCGCCCUCCUUCCUUGAUAUAUUUAUAUGAACAUAAUUAAGAGACAAGAAGUUGAUUUUUUUUUUUUUUUUAAUUAUUAUUAUUUUUUGGAGUGACGCCCGUGUCCGCCCCCCUCCCCUGUGUCUAUGGUUUUGUUUAAGCACUGUGUUGGACCGCACAUACAGGUGUUGAUUGGUAUGUUCACUGCACAUUUUAUUUAAUCGGAUUAUUAUUUUGCGGGGGGGUUAUUUUUUGGUUUUAUUUUAUUUGGGGGGGUUGUUUUUAAAUAAAAGAAA